AUGGUUGAGACUCCUCCCUACGAGGUAGAUGUCAACAAUGCUACAUGGGAAGAGAUAAAGCGAAUUGGGUCUCCGACCAACACCAGUGUACAAUUGUCGCGUAGAGCUAAUGGAAACAAUAACAUCAGUAUGUCUGGACACACAAACAAUUUGGGUACAAGACCAGCGGAAAACAUGAUAUCAAAGGAGUCUACCAUGACGCCGAGGUAUAACACAUCAACCCCUCAGUUGUCACAACAGGAACCGACACUCGGUGGGUAUGGUAAGCAUGCUAACACGGCAAAUGAUGGUACUCAAUCAUCCCUCACCGGCACACAGCCGGUGAAUAAUACUAGUACUGGUGCUUUACUAGCCAAUAGCGAUACUCGACCAGCGAAUACUGGUGUACAAAAAGCCGGUAGCGCUACUCAGCCAGUGAAUAACGGUGCACAACCAGUAAACAUGGGCACGCGGCCUGCAAUCAACUAUACAAAUGGUACUGGGACCUUGCCAGCAGUUAAAAGCAUGUCAAAUGGUUCGAGAAAUAUGCCGACAAACAGUAAAUCAAAUGAUACGGUGCACCAUAGGACAUCAUCACAUACAUUGCACCCAAACAAUCCGAAUAGGAUUCAUCGACUAGCUAAUGAUGUAACACAUUCAGCUAGUAACGGGACACAUUCAGCCAGAAACGUUAUAUCAGGGAACUCAGCGUUCACACCGAAUGGCACUACACCGACAGGUAUGAUACAACAGCAGACAACGUCUCAACCGGGAUAUAUGAAUACUGUGGAUAGGACUAUACAACCCACCCAACACAUUGCACAGCCGAUCAAUAGUGGCUGGUCAAAGUAUACAGCACACCCGCAGAUGGGUAGUACACCAACUAAUAUGAUACAACAGUUAGACACGCGCCACGAUGGGAACGUAAACAACUCCAACAGGAACGUGUUGUCAGGGAACACCGGUGUAACUCAUUCAGGCAGUAACGGCACAUCCAACGACUCAAGGAUGUCGCUAAACACCUCUAGCUCAACUGCUACGAUGCCACAUCAGACACACCUGACCACGUCUUCUACACACUAUGAGGGUAUGCCUCUACAUAGGUCCAUACAAUCCAAAAGUGCUAACCUACCCGAAAGCAUGAAUAAGCCUAAACUGAUCGGGAAAGGCAUUUCUCCGAAACCGCGUCAGCCGAACACUUCGCAGGGGGGGAUUGCAGGUAGUGGGAAUGCGAUUAACGGAAAUAUGGUACGGUCCAAUCAAGCGCCUCCGCCUGCACCACAUCCUCGGGUGCUUGGAUCGAUCAGGGCUCCGUUAGAUUACAGGACAGAUACGCAUGGUUUAGGUAGAGCCAUUUUGGGCGAGCCACCCAGGCCUGUGAUACUAGAGAGACCGGUGGGCACGCAGAGUCAGGCCAGACGCGACGCUCAGCCCUACAAGUCUCGUGUGGAGCACACACGGCCACCUGCUAUGAAAUCAAACACGAACUCAAGUAGUAUCACCAGCUUACACGGCAGUAUCUACUACAACAGUUCUACUGGCGGUACCACAGGCCCACCCAUGAAUAGCAUCAUUCCCGCAAAUCCGCCUGCAACCACAGAUACGAAUAUGUGGCCGAAUACCGUCACCCAGACUCAUGGGAAUGCAGCUGCACAGGCGAGGUACACCCUUUCUAAUGCCACAGCACCACAGAGAGAUGCCAGUAGCAUACACAAUGGUGCGCCUCAGAGGCCGAUCACGACUGAGCGGGUGGUUAUAGAUGCGGAUCCUGCAAGAGACACCGCAACUCGGGCAUCAGGGGGUGCCACUACGCUUAUGAGCUCGCAUGCGCCUAUGCAUAGGAGUGUGAAUUCGGAUCUGAAUUCCAAUGCGACCGCUAGAGCUGUUGUUAGACCACAGGGUGCCAUGUCUGCUCCAAACCACACCACCGUCAACAACAAUACCAACGGUACUAGAAACACAAUUCAAUCGUCGAGUGUGUUCGGUCCCAGCCAAAGCCACACUGUCCCUAACACGGUGCAGUCAUCGGGUGUGCAGAGUGCCACUCACACCUCGCAAGCGCCAUCGAGUGCGGCGAGCAGGGUUGCCAUGGCAACGGCCGGAAACACGGCCGCCGCAACCCCCCACACCCUCACCCGCACGCCCACCCCCACCGCCGACAACGUCGCUGGAAUACACAACAGUGCAGAGUACACGGCCCGGGUGUGGAAUAGAGUGGCUGGUAUGCCUGCGACGGAUGAACAGAUAGCGCGUGCUGGCCUGGUGGAGGACGUAGCACGUGCGGCGGCGGUGGUGCCGUCGGUCGGGUUAACGGGGCCGACGCGUCUGGAGGUGUAUGAGGACCUGAAGAAUAUUGAGGGGAUCGAGGGUUUGGGUUUGGGUUUGGGUAAGAAUGGGCUGCCGUAUAGCCAGAGUUCGCCUAGUACUGAUACGCCAGCUCCCGUACCUGAGGUGUUUGUGGAAACACCACACAACACUGGCAAUCCCAAACAACUGCCACUUAUGCCGCGGCAAAACUCACUUGCUCUAGGAGAGCACGUAAAGACUCUAAAGCCGGACAGGAAAGUAUUGGAAAAAUUGCCACCCUAUGACGAGGAGACCGCAUUUUAUCUCCUGAUCAGUGCCCAAAAACUCGCGGGGACUCCAUGGUAUGGCACAGUUGAGGAGAUGAGCAAGGAGAUGGAGAGGAAGGGCACGCUGCCACAUCGAUAUGAUAUCAACUUCAAUGUGCGCCAGUACACAGCCGAGGAAUACAUCUGGAGGCACACGUCGGACCCCGAGGUCGCCAUGAAGAGUCUCAUGCAACGCAUCGCUCGCACCCCGAAUACACCUGCGGUUAUCGUACGUAAGGCUGAUACAGCCAAGGCUGCUAGCGAAGAAGGCGUUACUUCCCAGCCACCGAGUAGUACUAUGGCCAAGAGAACAGGGUUCAAACGAAUGGGCCGGGUUCUUCACCACAAUUCCAAGCUGGGCUCGAGCCGAUCGAUGAGAAAUCUGCGAUUCCGUCAGUCGUUCAAGGCGUAUAACCGCAGUGAUCUAGAACGGAGCACCAAGUAUGGGGAACACGGGGCACGCUGGAAGGUUUUUGGCCAUACUCGGCCUAUUUACUGUUGUCUGUACGACCGCACCGGCACUCGAGUCAUCACCGCCGGCGACGAUGGAAAUAUCAAAAUAUGGUCUGCAAUUACUGGGGAGCUAAUGCGCACACUACGUGGUCAUACUCGCGAAGUGGUCGAUAUCUCUAUCAGUAGCGAUAAUACCACGCUAGUGUCAGCCUGUAGGGACAAGGUGACCGUUAUCUGGGAUAUGAUUAAAGGCGAUCAGUUACAGGUCAUCCACAACACCAGCGGUCGAGAGCUGCACAACGUCUUUGUGAGCGCCUCCCCAUACCCCGACAACCAGUACGUGGUGACUAUCGGGGCAGAUGGCACCGCCAGAUUCUACAAGAACACGCUAGGGAGUGCCGACGCGUCCUAUCGGCUGCGAGUGGAGUAUGCCGAGAAGGUGACCAUGAAGGAUCACUUGACGGCCGGUGAUAGCAGCUCGGGCGGAUCCUUUUUCGCCGUGGGCUCCACCCGUGGAGAAAGUUACAUUUACCAUCUUAAACGGGGAUUUGAUCCCGUCAAGCUCGAUGAAUUGCCUGGACACAAGAACAAGAUCGGCACACUCAAGUUUAGUACACGCGGCUGUCGCUUUGCGACGGGUUCGCUGGAUGGCACCGCGAGAGUGUGGGACCUGAAGGAUGGCGUGUGGAUAUCUAACGUAUUGGAUGUACAAGCAUACCUGGUGUGCAAUCCGAUCGGCACUCCUUUUGCGACUGAUCCAAAAACAUUUGGACGAAAGAUUCUGGAUGAAGCAAACAACAAACGGGCGAAGGACUACAUGGCCACGCUAAAGCCAUCCCAGCUGCUAGAUUACCAACAGGUCUCGAUGGUCUGUUUCAAUUGCGACGAUACGAUGGUGAUCACCGCAGUGGGUGACUGCACAGUUAAAGUGUGGAAUCCAAACACAAAGGAACACAUCCAUACCCUCGUUGGUCACGCCAACAUCAUCUACGUACUAGAG
Sphaeroforma arctica JP610 is the source of this 4044-nucleotide messenger RNA. RefSeq lists its product as hypothetical. NCBI's taxonomy places the organism in Eukaryota, Ichthyosporea, Ichthyophonida. The transcript has 10 exons. Gene Ontology annotation, molecular function: protein binding. The record is from RefSeq and is a predicted model, not a curated record. Gene Ontology annotation, biological process: regulation of transcription by RNA polymerase II; cytoskeleton organization; regulation of cell shape. The annotation marks the transcript as partial. Gene Ontology annotation, cellular component: nucleus.